Messenger RNA from Spirodela intermedia, 3070 nucleotides. NCBI's taxonomy places the organism in Eukaryota, Viridiplantae, Streptophyta, Magnoliopsida, Alismatales, Araceae. The record is from the annotation of a GenBank genome assembly.
AUGUGGUGGACUGACAGUUUAGUAUCAGUAUUCCUCUUAAAACUCUUGUUUUACACCACCUGUUUUAUCGGUGUACUGCACGUUAUUGAGAUAAUAUUAUAGUUAGAGAUUCUGCCUCAUUCAAUUUUCCAUUGGACGGUUUUUCCUUAUGUAAUCUAGCGCUUUUUAUAAUCUUUGGCUUAAAUAAAGGAACAUAAGUAAGACUUGAUGAAGGAUGCCCACAUGCAUGAUUUUGUAAACCCUCCCCAUCCUGUAAGAUUCACACGAAAGUAAGUCAAAAUGAGCUGAUUUGAUUUUAUCAUACAUGUAUGAUUUUGAUUACAGGAAAGUCUGAGCUUUACUUCUUGCAAUAUAGUCAGUUAUGCUUUCUAUGGCUGACUUGCUGUAUGUUUUGUGUGUUGCCUACUUUAUGGAUUGGUGGGUUUUUACUAUGCGUGUGUUGUAUUCACUUUAUUUUUCUAGGUUGGUCGUGGCAUCUGUUCUUCAUGUCACUUUCAUCAAAAUGCUGAAAUGUCAAAUUUGCAGUAUAAUCAGUUAUCACUUUACUAAUCAUGCCUAAUCCUGAUAUUUUACGUAAUUUAAUCUUUUUGCAGGAUGCUUGUUUGCUAUUUCAAUUGCAAAAGAGGAAGCCUCAAAAUUGGGAACUGUUAUUGGAAUUGACCUUGGUACAACCUACUCCUGUGUUGGAGUGUACAAGAAUGGCCAUGUGGAAAUCAUCGCCAAUGACCAAGGAAACCGAAUCACUCCUUCGUGGGUGGCCUUUACUGACAGUGAAAGGCUAAUUGGUGAGGCUGCGAAGAACCAGGCCGCUGUCAACCCUGAAAGAACAGUAUUCGAUGUGAAGAGACUUAUUGGAAGAAAGUAAGUACACUAUUCCGUUUGCAGUAUACCCACGCGCAUGAGUAAAUCGCAAGCCAUCCGUGAGUAACUUGUCUUAUCUUGUAGGUUUGAGGACAAAGAGGUUCAGAAAGAUAUGAAGCUCGUUCCAUACAAGAUAGUGAAUAAGGAUGGAAAGCCUUACAUUCAGGUUCAGACUAAGGAUGGAGAGACCAAGGUCUUCAGUCCUGAGGAAAUUAGUGCUAUGGUCUUGACAAAGAUGAAGGAAACAGCAGAAGCUUUCCUCGGGAAGAAAAUCAAGGAUGCUGUUGUUACCGUACCUGGUAAGAGGACGUCGUAAGAGUCUUGGGCUUGCCUUUUACGUGUCCUCUCAUUGUGUUACUAAAUGUUUCCCUUUGCAUUUGCACAGCUUACUUCAAUGACGCUCAGAGGCAGGCUACCAAGGAUGCUGGAGUCAUUGCUGGGCUUAAUGUUGCUAGAAUAAUUAAUGAGCCAACUGCAGCUGCCAUUGCAUACGGUUUAGAUAAAAAGGGUGGCGAGAAGAACAUCCUCGUCUUUGACCUCGGUGGUGGGACAUUCGAUGUCAGCAUUCUGACCAUCGAUAACGGAGUAUUUGAGGUUCUGUCCACAAAUGGGGACACUCAUUUGGGAGGUAAUCUCGACAUUCAUUUGGGGUCGCUAAUUUACGUGGUUUUGUUGCAAUAACCAUGCCAUUUCAACUGAUCAAGAAGCUUUGCUUGAGUCUAGGUGAGGACUUUGACCAGAGAAUCAUGGAAUACUUCAUCAAGUUGAUCAAGAAGAAGCACGGGAAGGAUAUCAGCAAGGAUUACCGGGCUCUCGGGAAGCUCCGGAGGGAAGCCGAGCGCGCCAAGAGGGCUCUGAGCAACCAGCACCAGGUCCGAGUCGAGAUCGAGUCGCUGUAUGAUGGACUGGAUUUCUCGGAGCCCUUGACCCGCGCCCGCUUCGAAGAGCUGAACAAUGAUCUGUUCAGAAAGACCAUGGGACCCGUGAAGAAGGCGAUGGAAGACGCCGGACUGGAGAAGCACCAGAUCGACGAGAUUGUUCUGGUCGGCGGCAGCACCCGGAUCCCCAAGGUGCAGCAGCUCCUGAAGGACUACUUCGACGGCAAGGAGCCAAACAAGGGCGUAAAUCCGGACGAGGCUGUUGCAUACGGCGCGGCCGUUCAGGGUAGCAUCCUGAGCGGAGAGGGCGGGGACGAAACCAAAGGUGAUUGAUCCAUCGCUUUCAUUCCCUUUUAUACCUUCAGAACCGCAGUUGUUCGUUAUUUAUUAGCUAGAUUCCUAACGUGUGAUCCUCUUUCCCCGCAAUCGUUUCUUAGAUAUUCUUCUCUUGGACGUUGCACCGCUUACCCUUGGUAUCGAGACUGUGGGCGGAGUGAUGACGAAGUUGAUCCCCAGGAACACCGUCAUCCCGACCAAGAAAUCCCAGGUCUUCACGACAUACCAGGAUCAACAGACCACCGUCUCCAUCCAGGUACCCCUGAGGAUCUUACUAAAGCUUCGACCCACCCUCCAGUAGUACACGUGAACGUCGACUGACUCAUUUCUGGUCAGGUUUUCGAGGGCGAGAGGAGCCUCACCAAGGACUGCAGGAUGCUUGGGAAGUUUGAUCUUUCAGGCAUCACCCCAGCCCCAAGGUUCAUCCAUCACACACCUCUCUCUCUCUUUGACUUUAUCCCUAGCUUUGAUAAUGGACGUUAUAUCCUCUGAGCAGGGGGACGCCUCAGAUCGAGGUGACGUUCGAGGUGGACGCGAACGGGAUCCUGAAUGUGAAGGCAGAGGACAAGGGGACUGGGAAGUCGGAGAAGAUCACCAUCACCAACGACAAGGGCCGGCUGAGUCAAGAGGAGAUCGAUCGGAUGGUCCGCGAGGCGGAGGAAUUCGCCGAGGAAGACAAGAAGGUCAAGGAGAAGAUCGACGCCCGCAACGCCCUGGAGACGUACGUCUACAACGUGAAGAACAGCGUCAGUGACAAGGACAAGCUCGCCGACAAGCUCGAGGGCGACGAGAAGGAGAAGCUGGAGGCGGCGCUCAAGGAGGCCCUCGACUGGCUGGACGAGAACCAGAGUGCCGAGAAGGAGGACUACGAGGAGAAGCUCAAGGAAGUGGAGACCGCCUGUAACCCCAUCAUGACCGCCGUCUACCAGCGGUCCGGGGGGGCCUCCGGCGCUGGAUCCGACGGCGGCGACGACGAUUCUCACGACGAACUGUAG